Dalotia coriaria is the source of this 862-nucleotide messenger RNA. It is a transcript of the gene CCHa1, whose product is annotated as neuropeptide CCHamide 1. Bases 153 to 590 code for a protein of 145 amino acids. The transcript has 5 exons. NCBI's taxonomy places the organism in Eukaryota, Metazoa, Arthropoda, Insecta, Coleoptera, Staphylinidae. The record is from RefSeq and is a predicted model, not a curated record.
AACGACGCGAUAACGCCGCAUCGUAUCAGGAAAGAUCAGAUUGUGCUUCAAGAUAAUUACAAACAAAAUAUACACAUUAAAAAUUCGUAAAACCUAGAUUUAAGUAUUGCUUUAACUCAUUUUCAAAGAAAAGUGUGCAAGAAGUGUGCAGAAUGAAUAGUCAAUUGUUGCUGCCCAGUCCUUCAGGACGAUGUCUCGUCAAGUUGGCAAUGCUCUUGGUGUUUUGCUGUUUCGCUGAAAGCGCUUCUGGUUCCUGCAUCAGAUAUGGUCAUUCCUGCUGGGGAGCGCAUGGAAAACGUAGUCAUCACGACAACACGUUGAAGAACAAUGCCGUAGGCUUGAAAAACGAUCCGAUGCUCAACGAAGACGCUAGAUGGUUCAUCGCACGAUUGUUGCAAACAAACGAGAAUCGAUUACUCAAAGGAUUGCGAGAUCAAAUGGACGACAAUCAAACUGACGAUGGAAAACCUUCUGAAGAUGUUUCUCUAAGCGACUCUGAACAAGUAAAACUCGGCGAUGUCUCCGCUGCGAAUGAACCGCCAUUAAAUUCGAUAAUCAAUGACAAGUUUCGUUUUAUUAAGUACUUGUAAAGAAAAACCUGGAGAAAGCAACUUAAAGCGAUGGCAAACCAAUGUUGCCAAUGAACGUCAUUUUAAAUUCUCAUACUUUCAUUCUAUGCCUUCGAAAGAACUUUGUCAGAAUAGGCUGGAUUCGCAAAGUAUUCUUUCGUCGGCGUUUGAACAAAAAAUCAAGAAUAAAACAUAUUAUCUUAAAAUACAAAAUUCAAAAUGUAUCAUAAUAUAUUUAAACUGUACUAGAUUCCUGAAAUAUAUAUAAAUAAAAUUUUAACAAACAUUAACAA